This is a messenger RNA of Polypterus senegalus (gray bichir), 2029 nucleotides long. Its product is annotated as acyl-CoA (8-3)-desaturase-like. Gene Ontology annotation, biological process: lipid metabolic process. The record is from RefSeq and is a predicted model, not a curated record. Gene Ontology annotation, molecular function: oxidoreductase activity, acting on paired donors, with oxidation of a pair of donors resulting in the reduction of molecular oxygen to two molecules of water. Gene Ontology annotation, cellular component: membrane. Lineage: Eukaryota; Metazoa; Chordata; Cladistia; Polypteriformes; Polypteridae. The coding region runs from base 118 to 1434 and encodes 438 amino acids. The transcript has 13 exons.
GGAUAGAGGUUUUUAGAAGUGGGUUCCAGGGAUUUGGAUAGCUAUUUCUUUCAAAACUGGGGCAUUGUAUCCCCGGCUUGGCGAUAUCUGGCAAGUGGCUGGUUCUCAGAAAGAUCAAUGGAGGAUGAAACAAAAGAUAAAAACCUGAAGGCAAUGUUUACCUGGACAGAGGUGCAAAAACACAAUGGGCAAAGUGAAAAAUGGUUGGUGAUCAACAGGAAAGUGUACAACAUUACUGAAUUCUGUCAAAGACACCCUGGUGGAAAGAGGGUAAUCAGCCACUAUGCUGGUCAAGAUGCUACGGAUGCAUUUACUGCAUUUCAUUUGGACAAGCAAGUUGUAGGCCGUUACCUAAAGCCACUUCAGAUUGGAGAACUGGCCCCAGAAGAGCCCAGUAAUGAACCUGGCAAGAGUUUGGCUGUGAUAGAAGAUUUUCAGGAACUGCGGGUGUAUGUUGAACAGGCAGGGUUACUGAAACCAAACAAGUUGUUCUUCUUUCUAAUGCUGGUUCACAUCAUCCUUCUGGAUAUUGCAGCAUGGUUUACCUUGUGGCACUUUGGCACCUCCUGGCUUCCAUUUCUUGUUUCUGGAGUGUUGCUUAGCACUGUACAGGCACAAUCUGGAUGGCUACAGCAUGACUUUGGGCACCUAUCUGUCUUUAGAACUUCUCGCUGGAAUCACUUCUUACAUAAGUUUGUCAUUGGGCAGCUCAAGGGAGCUCCAGCAAGCUGGUGGAAUUAUCUUCAUUUCCAGCACCAUGCAAAACCUAACUGCUUCCGUAAAGAUCCUGAUAUAAACAUGCAUCCACUAUUUUUUGCUUUGGGAAAAACCCUGGCUAUUGAGCUCGGAGUUCAGAAAAAGAAAUACAUGCCCUACCAACACCAACACAAAUAUUUCUUCUUGAUUGGCCCACCAGCUCUUUUACCUAUGUACUUUCAGUGGUAUAUCUUUUAUUUUGCAGUGAAACAGCAACAGUGGGUGGACCUGAUAUGGAUGCUUAGCUUCUACAUACGUUUCACCUGGAUCUACUUGCCAAUGCUUGGACUUCCAGCACUGCUGACUUUGUUUUUUCUUGUCAGAUUUCUUGAGAGCAACUGGUUUGUGUGGGUAACCCAGAUGAACCAUAUCCCAAUGGAGAUUGACCGUGACCAGAACAAGGAAUGGCUUGUCAUGCAGGUCCAGGCAACUUGCAAUGUUGAGCAGUCUCUUUUUAAUGACUGGUUUACAGGACACCUCAACUUUCAGAUUGAACAUCACUUGUUUCCAACGAUGCCUCGUCACAACUAUAAAAGAGUAGCUCCACUUGUUAGGUCUCUGUGCAAGAAACAUGAUCUGAAUUACCAGUCAAAGCCUCUCCUGACUGCCUUCUCUGAUAUUGUACAUUCUCUUAAGGAGUCUGGGCAACUAUGGUAUGACGCCUACCUGCAUAAGUGAACUAAUCCAAAAUUGAUUGUGCUUGCCAACAGAACAUUUCAAGGAGUCUUGGAAAUGUGCAGAAGAAGUGAUUAAUAAAGUCCUAUUUAAAGACAAAAAAUGAAAUAGCAUUUAUUUAAUUAAAAUUCCAUGUUUAACUUGUAGUCGACUUAAUAUGUCAAGUAAAAAUAUCUGAUGUCAUUGGGUCAUAUGUCUGCCAGUCUUUGACAAUGCCCCCUCUGUUACUAUACACCCAUCAAGAAAUGGUUUAAUGUAAUGUUUCUAUAUUUUAAUGUAAUGUUAAAAACAGAAUCUUGUUGAUUUAAAUCAGGAGAAAAUGUCUUAAAUACAUCAGGAGUCCUUUAAUUUAGAAUUUUUGUAAAAUAUUACUAAAUACAGUGCCAAAUUUUAAGAAAAAAUAUGUGUAUGUGUUGGCCUUUAUAAAGUACUUUUAUCACCCACGCUUCCUCACUGUCUCAUCACAUACUGUAAGCAUCACUUUAUUCUGUGAAAACAAAGCAGAAUUAAUUGUAGCCUUCAAUAACUAAUAUACAGUAUGUGAUGCUUUUACUUUGGAAAUGAUGGAAGGAAACAAUAAAUUAAGAUUUUCUCUUUA